GAAACUCCGUUGACCUGGGAGCCUGUCUCUGAAGGAUGUGUCUCCGAGUUCUGUUGUUGGUAUUGCAAGCAACCUUCGUGGUUUGGGGGCACCCGUCCUCAUUACCCAUGGUGAACACUGUUUAUGGCAAAGUCCUGGGGAAGUACGUCAGCUUAGAAGGAUUCUCACAGCCUGUGGCCGUCUUCCUCGGAGUCCCCUUUGCCAAGCCUCCUCUUGGAUCCCUGAGGUUUGCUCCACCACAGCCUGCAGAGUCCUGGAACUUUGUGAAGAAUGCCACCUCUUACCCUCCUAUGUGCUCCCAAGAUGCAGUGAGAGGGCAGAGGACCAAUGACUUCCUAACUAACAGAAAGGAGAAAAUCCAUCUGGAGUUUUCUGAAGACUGUCUCUACCUGAAUAUUUACACUCCUGCUGACUUGACAAAGAGCAGCAAGUUGCCAGUGAUGGUGUGGAUCCAUGGAGGAGGACUGGUAGUGGGUGGUGCAUCAACCUAUGAUGGACUGGCCCUCUCUGCCCAUGAAAAUGUGGUGGUGGUGGUCAUUCAGUACCGCCUGAGCAUCUGGGGAUUCUUCAGCACAGGGGAUGAACACAGCCGGGGAAACUGGGGUCAUUUGGACCAAGUGGCUGCACUGCGCUGGGUUCAGGACAACAUUGCCAAUUUUGGAGGAGACCCAGGUUCUGUGACCAUCUUUGGAGAGUCAGCAGGAGCUGAAAGUGUCUCUGUUCUUAUGUUGUCUCCCCUGGCCAAGAACCUCUUCCACAGGGCCAUUUCUGAGAGUGGUGUGAUCCUUGUUCCUGGUUUGUUUACCAAGGAUCCAAGGACAGUCACUGAGAAAAUUGCUAUUAUUGCUGGGUGCAAAACUACCACAUCUGCUGUCAUUGUUCACUGCCUGCGCCAGAAGACGGAGGAUGAGCUCUUGGAAGUCAUGCAGAAAUUGAAUCUAUUUAAACUCAAUGUACAAGGAGACUCCAAAGAGAACCAUCCUUUUGUACCUACUGUGCUUGAUGGAGUGUUGCUGCCCAAGGCACCAGAAGAGAUUCUGAAUGAGAAGAAUUUCAACACUGUGCCCUACAUCGUGGGAAUCAACAAGCAAGAGUUUGGCUGGCUUCUGCCAACAAUGAUAGGAUUUCCACAAACUGAUGUAAAAUGGGACAAGAAGAUGGCUAUGGCUCUCCUGCAGAAGUUAACUCCCUACUUUGGCAUAAAUGAGGAUGCUAUUCCAAUUGCCAUUGAGAAGUAUGUAAGAGGUAGCAGUGAGCCACUCAAAAUCAGAGAUGGAAUCCUAGAGCUCAUUGGGGAUGUGAUAUUUGGUAUCCCAUCAGUGAUUGUGUCCCGUGGCCACAGAGAUACUGGAGCUCCUACCUACAUGUAUGAGUUUCAGUACCACCCAAGCUUCUCAUCACACAUGAGACCCAAAAAUGUAGUCGGAGACCAUGGAGAUGAAGUCUACUCUGUCUUUGGAGCCCCCAUUUUAAGAGAGGGUACCUCAGAAGAGGAGAUCAAUCUCAGCAAGAUGGUGAUGAAAUUCUGGGCCAACUUUGCUCGAAAUGGGAACCCUAAUGGUGAAGGCCUGCCCCAUUGGCCAGAGUAUGACCAGAAGGAAGGCUACCUGCAGAUCGGUGCCACCACCCAGCAAGCCAAGAGACUAAAAGGGGAGGAAGUAGCUUUAUGGACUGAGAUCCUGGCCAAGAAACAACCCCAGCCAGAGCACAAUGAGCUGUGAAUGCCAGGCUCUGAGAGCUUCAGAUCAGAGAAGCCAAGAUAUGGUUCUCUCACUAAAGAUAUUUGUAAAUUAAAGAUGGAUCUUGGAGGACCCUGGAGAAUUUUGUUAUAGAGAUGAACAGAGGCCAGAGGGGAAAUGUUUGUACUUGUGA
Molecule: messenger RNA, 1872 nt
Organism: Phodopus roborovskii (desert hamster)
Lineage: Eukaryota; Metazoa; Chordata; Mammalia; Rodentia; Cricetidae
Product: carboxylesterase 1F
Exons: 14
Coding region: 36-1721 (561 amino acids)
Biological process (GO): lipid catabolic process
Cellular component (GO): endoplasmic reticulum; lipid droplet
Molecular function (GO): carboxylic ester hydrolase activity
Source: RefSeq, a predicted model, not a curated record